Penaeus chinensis is the source of this 2899-nucleotide messenger RNA. RefSeq names its product glycoprotein-N-acetylgalactosamine 3-beta-galactosyltransferase 1-like. The coding region runs from base 740 to 1975 and encodes 411 amino acids. The record is from RefSeq and is a predicted model, not a curated record. The transcript has 9 exons. Gene Ontology annotation, molecular function: N-acetylgalactosaminide beta-1,3-galactosyltransferase activity. NCBI's taxonomy places the organism in Eukaryota, Metazoa, Arthropoda, Malacostraca, Decapoda, Penaeidae.
AUAAAAGGAAAAAAAACAACAUUUGUGCUUAGUGGUAGCAGAUCGUCGACGUUUUUUUUUUUUUUCUUUUUUUGGACAAUUGAAAAAAAAGGGAAAAGGUGUCGGGUAGCUAGAGGGAAGAAAUAAAACGAUUGUAUACCUUUGCGAGUGAUUUCACCGAGAGAAAACGAUAGUUUGCUUGUGUGUAGAAUUUGUGAUUAGAUGCAAGCAUUCGCCAGAAGACGGAAACAAAGAAACGGUGAUUUUAUAUGAGGUGGAUAUCUUCUCUGGAAUUACUAAGAAUAUUUAAAUCCUGUGAUUUGACAGAACAAAUGUCAUAAUGCUAUGAAUCUUCGUGAAGAGAAAAUAUCGUGAUUUUUCCCCCAAGUGGCGCAUUUCAGGAAAAAAUAUAAAUAAGGCAAAUAACGUACAAGAAAGUGUUCAUGGGUAUAUAAAAAAAAAAAAAAUGCAAAAUACCACAUCACUCAUAAAACACACACUUCGAUAACAUUCUCCUUUGUUAUAUCCUAUUAGAUAAAUCAAGUCCUAAGUAGUAAUUACACAUCAUAUACAUUAUGCACAUAUAUUCCACAACAAAACAGACAUUUCAGCAAUUUAGAGAAGAUACCAACUUCAGGCGGAUCAAAGCGGUUUUAAGCUUUCCACGGUGAUGCCAGAUGACCGGCAAGUGAGGUAAUUUGAAAGCAAUUUGUGUUGCCACUUCGCUGUUUACGGAAGAUGAAGGAACAAAAACGAAGCGAUGAUGGUGACCGAAGGCGUGGGAGAGAAACAAACAAGAGGAGAAGGAGGCGGAGGUGGAGAACGAGGAAGUGGAGGUGGAGGACGGGGAAGUGGAGGAGGGCGGAGCUGUUGGCGAACGCGUUCAGGAUCCGUCCAGUGUCUAGUGGCUCUUGUUGGAGGCUUUGUGUUGGGUCUGACCCUGGCACUCCUUCACUCCGUGGCGUUUUACUUACCGAACGCCACGCAUCAUCAGGAACAGAGGGAUGUGAUGGGAGUCUCCUGGGAGAACAGCGUGCAUCAGCCAUCAACACAGGUAUCAAACGUGGCGCAAAGUCCCGCGGAGUUUCGACAGCCGCCCGCACCCAGUUUCGCGCCCAGUCGCCGAAAUUCCUGCUACGGCACCGUAGCCCAGCGUCUCUUCGAAAAAGUCCGUGUGUUGUGUCUCGUGGUCACCUACCCCGCCCACCACGCCUCACACGCCGUCCACAUCUACAAAACCUGGGGUCGGAGAUGCACCAAAAUCCUCUUCGUCACUAACGCGGAGAGUGAAGAGGAAGAGGAAGAGGAAAAGGAAGAGGAAGAGGAAAAUGAAGAAGAGGACAAAAGCGUGUUGGAUUUGCCGCUGCUCACCGUCCCGCACGCCACGGCUGAUCGGAGUGGGUUGUGGAACAAGACUAGGGAUGCCUUUCGCCACGCCUACCUCCAUUACUACAACGACUACGACUGGUUUGUGAAAGCCGAUGAUGACUCGUACUUCAUCAUGGAGAAUUUGAGGUACUGGCUGCACGACAAGGAUCCCGAAAUCCCGUAUUAUUAUGGGUGUCAUUUCGACGUCAUCGUACCGCAGGGAUACAUGAGUGGAGGCGCAGGAUACAUCCUGAGCCGCGGCGCCCUCAAAGCCUUCGUGGACGCUGGCCAGGAAAAUCUGACACUUGCUCACUCCCAGGGAGCUGAAGACGUCCAGAUGGGAUACUUCAUGGAGGCAGCGGGAGUCCGACCUGGGGAUUCAAGGGAUGAAAAGGGGCGCCCGAGGUUCUUUCCCUUCAUUCCUGCUGAUGUGGUGGUUCCUAAGACGAAAAACCUUGACUACUGGUACUGGGAGAACCUCGCUCAUGAUCACGAGCAGGGGUUAGGUUGCUGCAGUGACACCACCAUAUCUUUCCAUUAUGUGAAGAAGGAUCUACUUUACACUCUUGAAUUCUUAAUCUACCACUUCAAAGCAUAUGGCCUUGGGGUACCUGCUAGGGACUGCUGACAGUGGCUCUUCAGUAUUGCAUAAAGAAAUCGGAAGUAGUAUAAGAAAUGACAUACUGUGAUAAGAACUUAGAAGGAAGUUGAAAAGUGGGCAAAUUGUAAAUAUGAGUGUUUGUCCAAUAAUGGCAUUAAUUAAAGUUUAGUGCAAGAGUAGAAGGGUAAAUACUGUGACUGAAGUAGGGAACAAGAAAAAAAACAUAUUAGGCAGCUCUUCUAAAUCACAAAUAACUCUCCAAUGAAGCUGCUGAAGUAUGGAAUGAAAAAUAAAACAAAUUGUGAUCAAAAUGACAGUAUUACAUGUACGGAUAAAGAAAAAUAUUUAUGUAUGUGAAGAAUCUGACAAAGAAGAUUGCAAGAAUAGUAAGUGGAGGGUUAUCAAAGAACACUGGUAUUAAAUGUGAUGUCAAGAUAUUCCUGUUUCCAUCUGUUUGAUCUAGUCACUACAUGAGAUUCUAAAAUUAUCAUUUACUAAACAGGUACCAUGUUGGCACCAACAGACUAAUUUGGAUUGUAGGUUUGUCAGUAUUUGCCAGCUCUACCUUUCACUACCCUGUCAACGUGAUUGUUUUGCUUUUUGGAAAACUCAACUUGCAUUUUAGGCUUGCAUAUUUUCUCACUGUUUCAUGUUGAAUGUGAAUUGAUAUGCAUAAGCAUUCCACAUAUUUGUAUGCAUAUUUUAAUUUGCCCGCUUGUUUUUUUACCCCAAAUAUAGUGUUAAAUUGUUCACAAUGUCAUCAACUGUAUAUAACCAACAUAACCAUGCUCAUUUGUUUAUCAGUUACUCGAAAAUGUACAUUAAUGUAAAUUUAUGUGCCAUUAUUUUCUCUCAUCUAGUGCACUCAGAAAUGCAUUUUCACUCAUUAUUCAUUGCUGUUGCCUUAUAACAUGUACAAUUUAUAAGUAAAGUUGAAGGUAAAAAGAAAAA